Pyrenophora tritici-repentis Pt-1C-BFP is the source of this 1938-nucleotide messenger RNA. Its product is annotated as Zn-clus domain containing protein. The record is from RefSeq and is a predicted model, not a curated record. Gene Ontology annotation, biological process: regulation of DNA-templated transcription. Gene Ontology annotation, molecular function: DNA-binding transcription factor activity, RNA polymerase II-specific; zinc ion binding. Lineage: Eukaryota; Fungi; Ascomycota; Dothideomycetes; Pleosporales; Pleosporaceae. Gene Ontology annotation, cellular component: nucleus.
AUGCUCGAAAAACAGAUCAGCGCCUCAAGCGAUACUUCCUCACCAUCGGAGUCUUUCAAGACACCGGGGCGAGAAGUAGUCCAGAAAGCAACGCCGAUAACAUCUCCCAAGGGCUCGUGGAAUGUACCAGCAAAUGGCCAGGACUCGUGGAUUUACCGACUUGCGACGGACACUCGCCGUAACUUUCAAAACCAGGCUACUCCAGUCGCGACACCAACACAAAGUAUCGACAAUGCCAUGCUAUCGCUCAACGAGGCCUUGGACGAUCUCGGAAAACUAAGAAUCCGGACCGAUGCCAUCAAUGUCGACUUCAAGUUAUCCCCUGUUGAAGCACGCGCAUGCAUAGACGGCUUCGUCAGUGUGAUGAACGCAAUGGUCAUCCCAGAUUGGUUCGCCCCUAACAUGAUUGAUCUUGAGCUUCUCCGUGCUAUAACGGAUGUCAUCGACUCUCCGUAUGUGAACAUCGAUCCUGGAGUACGUGUCAUGUAUUUCAAUGCUCUGUAUUAUGGGUUGGAGCAGAGUGAAGGCCCUGGCUGUGACCUGGCAGCAAAAGCAUACAUGAAAGUACUUGAGAGUGUGCCAGCAUGGCUUGAGUCGACGACCGAGGCGAAUGCAGACGGACCGACGGCUGCGAUGACGAGCUGGACAACCAUCAUUAUGCACGAUUAUGAGCUUUCCUGGAAAUUCCACUGCAAGUCCUAUCAGCACAUCAAGUCGCAAGGCAUAAACCAGAUCGACGCCACACCUGCAAAGAACUUUGCAGAGGAGAGCCAACGGAAUUCUUUCAGACUAUUUUACUGGCAUGUCAUGUCAGUCGACGUCCUAUUCCGCUUGUUCUAUGGCAAACCUACCGUCGUAAGGUGGCUCUCAGAUAACAUUCGGCCACCAAGCAUCUUCACUCCCGACAACAUGCACCCAACAGCCUUUCACACAAUGAUCACCAUUACCUGGAUAAGAUAUACGGUACUGACUGUGGAGAUAAUUGACUACGUCGAUAAUCGAGUGCAAGACAGGACAGACCCAAGCGUUGCGCAAAAGGUAAACGAAUGCUGUUUACAACUCGAAGAGAUGAUGGAAGAAUGGAGACUGGAGGAAUUAAUGGACGACCAAAGAACAACAGACGAUCAGCGCUGCCUGAUUGCAGAUUUUAUCAUGAACGUUUACACUACAAUUAUUGGGAUUCAGCGCCUGAUCAAGAAAUCAAAACCGGAUGAGAUUAGCUUACGGGCUGCGCGGAAAGUUUCGAAUAUCAUCCUAGAUUUCCAGAUCGAUCCGACAUUGAAUGCAAAAACGAAGAGCAUAACCAAUCACUUCAUAACCUUCUACCCCUUCUGCGUAGUCUUCACACUCUACGAAUACAUACUCGCUUGCCCCAACCCCGAAGACUGCGAAAGCGACAUCGUCGGCCUCGAAAACAUCGGCAUCGCUAUGACCGAAGCCUGUGUCACCCACAAAGACCUCGCCCCCUUCGCUAAGACAAUAAAUGCCCUCAACCGCGUCUCCCGUACGCUCCAAGAAGAGCGCCGCAAGAACAUAGCCACCCCAAGAGCCACUGCAGCAAGAGAGGGAGAGGAAGAAACACAAUAUCAUAACAAUACUGCACAUGGACGCGUCGACCAGCAGCCACACCAGCAGCAGCAUCCACCACACACUAGUUUCGAUACCAUACAGAACCUGGUCGCGAACGAGUUACCCGAUUUCGACAUGUCUGCUUUUGCAUCCAUGCCAGAUUUCUCGAUGAAUGUAGAGGGAGACUUCCAGUCUCAUGGCUUCUUCCGUGCGCUUGAGAAUGAUCUUGUCAUGAAGAAUUGGCCAACGGGCGACUGGUGGGAUCUGAGCGGCGGUGGUGCUGGUGGCGUAAAUGAGACUAUGGGGCAGGGCCCUGCGAGUGGAGAUAUACAGCCUUCGCAGUAUUCGUACCCUACGCCGAAUCCGUGA